Messenger RNA from Aspergillus calidoustus, 635 nucleotides. The record is from the annotation of a GenBank genome assembly. Lineage: Eukaryota; Fungi; Ascomycota; Eurotiomycetes; Eurotiales; Aspergillaceae.
AUGGUGGCCCAUAACACGAAUGAGGGUCUUGGUUUCGCACCUUCCAGCAUUAAUAACUCGGACUUCUAUGAUAUUAUCAAGACCGGGUUUCCCACCGCUGAACCUUCCGUCUUGAACCUUCUUGCCGACGAAUUCUACCCGCCACCCUCCAACGAGUCCUCGCUCUACCACGAUCAGAUCAGCCGUGCAGCGUUUCUAGCCACCGAAUCCAACUUUGCCUGCAAGGCCUUCUCUUUCGGCAGGGCCUUCAACGAGUCCUACGGCUAUUGGUUCGAUGUUUUCCCCGCCUUCCAUGGGCUGGACUCUUCGUACGUAUUCUUCAAUCCCUACGAGAAGGGCCCAUCGUCGCCGAAUGAGACGCUUGCAUUCGCCAUCCAGGACUAUAUCACUACAUUUGCUAUAAAUGGCAUUCCGUCAAGCUCGGUAGAUGGCGUGGCCGCAUUCCCCAGAUACGGAGAGCAAGGCAAUGUCAUUAAACUGAGUGCUACGAGUAUAUCCCAUGCUAUUGAUAUGGUGGCAAAUGACAGGUGCAGGUGGUAUGAUCUUGGUCUCUACAUGUAAGCCCGUUGUGAUUUGUGAUUUGUGAUUUUGGCCGCGUGGAUUGACUAGACGGCCUCUUGGUUCAAACAAGGAGA